GUAGUGCAUGACUAUUCUAGUAAUACAAAUAGAAUGGUAGACGCAUGGAUCUCUUGUUCGGGGUUUGGACCUGCAGGGUCUCUUGUUCGGGAUUGCCUGAAAGAACUCAAUCAGAUCGAGUGCAUCAUUAUCUUUAUCCUCAUACAACCACGACCACCUUCGUCAUUUAGCACAUAUCUAUUUCACAUUUGGAGGGGCACCACCAGGAGGACAAAAAAUGAGGGGUGCUUCCUCGCGCACCGCUGCCGUGGUGGUAGCAGCGUUUGCGUCUUGUUCGCCAGUUGCAAAGGGAGAGCGACCUAUGGCAAAGGUUAUCAAGCUGUUGAGGGAUAUGGGCAAGCAAUUGGAAACGGAGAAAGCGGACGACGACGCGGUACACGAGCAUUAUCAGUGUUGGUGCAAGAAAGAAAAUUAAGGCUAUCGUAAUAUCCUUCAUCCAUUCGACUGAAAUAUCUUGGCAGAGUAACUAAUGUAGCUCGAUCGUCCUCGUAUCAUGAACCAACGAUGGUAACAGGGACACCAGCUCGCAUCGUCCUCGUAUCCUAGCUGGGCGUCCAGGGUUGAGAAAGGCAGCCUCAUAAGAUGAAUUGGCAACUAGCGAGAUGCUCAUGUUCAAGGUGCUCACGAAUAAUGAAAAUUUUAGAGAGUUUCUAGUACUUCUAAGAAAAAGAAGCGAAGGACAAUGUCGUCAAGCUCGAGUCCGCGAAUAUGGCAACGGCAAAGGCUUCAGCGGAGGCGUCUUUCGCAGAAGAGAAAGAAAAACGAGCUGUGCGAAAUAAGGCGUACGACGACAUGAACUCAAAGAAGACGUCACUCCAAGAGGUACUACAACAUCAUCUGCUUCAGUAGUUGUAGACGCACAACCACAAGGGUAUAAUACAAGCGGAUACACUCAACGAAUGUCAAGCUGGGAUCGGCGCAUGAAAAUAGCAACUACUGUAGAAGAUUGUGUCCAGUACAAACUUGCACGAUUGAGGAUCGCUAGGCGUAGAAGUAGAGGUGAUACAUAAAUGAUGGUUAAACUGUGGCCCAUCGGAAUCAGGGCCGCGGGCCUUUUUGUGGGGGUAAGGGUAGGAAAUUUCCUUGGACUUCGAUGUAGGUGCAAGAACAGUUCACCUAUUGUCUCGUUGACUGUUUCGAUUCCUGUCGCAACUGCACAAGACAAACAUAGAAAUUGUCCCUUCUCUAGGGGCAAGCACAUUAUUCAGUCACUCCUCGAAAAUGUGCAGAAUUAGUCCCGGGAUGCGUUUGUGAUUACUCCGUCUCGUAUUAAUCAUUUCACCCACGACCAGACACGAGAGCGGUGUAUGUCUGAAGCGAAGGAGGCGUCUGCAGAGGCACAGGAGUAUGUGAAGACAAUUACCGCAUUGAAGUCGGCCUUGACUAUACUUGGCGGACACAACAAGGGUCUCCUGCAGAUGGACGCUCGCAAAAACGCACAGCUUCGUAAACUCGUCGAUGAUCUCCUCUUAUGGCUAUCGUUAAAUUAUUGGCUCUUGCAAGCGAAUCAAUGGGUAAGCAUUCACUUUGCUCAAAAUUCACGGUCUGCUAAAUUUUUUCAUAGAAUUACCGGUCUUUACAAAAUUUGGCGGCUGGGUGGACCGAACAAGCAAAGAUAGUUGUAACGUUCGCCGCUUUGUCCACUUGACUAGCAUCGCAUAACGACAGCUGGAGAAAUGCAUUAACAGCGCUAAUUCUGGACUCCUCGGUGAUGGAAAAGCUUCAAGAUACAAAGCCAGAACGGCUGCUCGAACUCCAGAGCCUUUUAACGUCUGCAGAGCCUAAAAGCGUUAGUUUUCUGCAGCAGCCGGUCUACUCUAGUUACAGCAGCCAGAGCGGAAGGAUCUUCGGUGAGAGUUUACUUCAACAUCAUAUAAUAUGAAAAUGCCGGAGUGGUCAUGAUAUGUGUUUCUGAUCUUCCUUCUAUGUACUAACAAGGACGUGAACAAGUUGCCUAAAGUUAAAGGAGUGCUUUUUCCAUCUGCGGUAGUUCUCACCCACGCGGCUGUGUUAAAACACCAUCGCAAUAGGUUUUCGCACGUUCCUACUACAAGUGCUGUACAACAACAAUGACAAUCUCUCUCCUACCAGUGACAACAAAUAGCGUUCUUGUUGGUUGUCUGAAUACUUCUGGUGGAAUGGCACGUAACAGCACUGAAAACAAAGGUAUUCUUUCGCAGAUGCUAGAGGAAUUCGAGCGGGAUUCGUCAGCGGCUGCAAAGAAGGAGGAAGAGCGUCAAAAGACAUGCAAGUCCGUCAUUAGGUCAACGCAAAGGGAAAUAUCUGCCUUGCAGACGACAGUCACGAAUUUGGAUGCUCGGCUCGGAGAAUUGGUGCAAACGAAUGCGGAUGCCAAAGCGGAUUACGCAGCAGCAGACGAAAAAGUCGAGCAUGCUAAGGAAUUCUUGGUACUUCAUUCUAAUAGAACAAAUAAGUUGCACUGAAGUAUACUAUCCACUGUCUUUAAAGUUCCGGCUAUGUUGAAGCCGAAAGCGACAUUUUUUUAGAACGAAGUCGCUUGUUCUGGUUUGAAGCUUCAUGCGUAACAAAUGAAAUCAAAAAAAUCUAAAUCUUGUCUACCUAAAGAGGUCUAUGUGCUACGCAGUCAUGAUGAUGAUGAUAAAUAUGACCUUUUUGAUAGUUGCGAAAUCCCUUGUUUCUUCACGUUUUUCCAUGGAAUUGUUGGUAUCUUGUGCGGCUAACGAAAAUAUCACAGGACAAGCUAGCGUCGGAGUGUGCGCAGAAUGAAAGCGACUAUGCCUCCCGCACGAAGAGCCGCAACGAAGAGAUGCUCGCCAUAGAAGACACGAUCAAAAUCCUGGACAACGAUGAGGCCUUCGAGGCCUUCGGAAAGAGUCUGUCUUUUUUGCAGACUCACACGGCGACUAAAACGCGGGACCAGGACGCCAAGAACGCAGCAAUGUUCGCGCUGCGUCCCUUUGCCCAGCGCUCCGCGGAUGCGUUUCUGAUUCAGACCAUGAUAAAAGCUGCGGACAAGAGUAGCAUGGGCAGGGUGAUCGAAGCCAUCAAAAAGCUGAUCGCAAAGCUCAAUGCGGAGCAGAAGGAGGAGGUUGUCUUCCGUGACACCUGCGUUGCCGACGUUGAUGACAUUGAUGCCGAAAUGCGGGUACUACACCAUGAAUAUGACUUCACGGUUACAAAUCGAAUUUCCCAUGCUCUAUAGAUUAACUGAGGACGAGUUGUUGCAUAUUGACUAUAAGAAUAUGAAUAAGCAAUGGGUUCUUGAACUCGGUAUCAAACAGCUUACCGAGAUUCUGUUUGCCGAUGUUCUCCUAGGUAAAGACGGCUUCCCGCGCGAAGAAAGAGAGUGAGGCCGGAGAGCUCGAAGCCAGCGUUGAAGCACUUACUGCGGCCCUGGACUCACUGAAGAAGUCUACUGAGGAGAUGCAAGCCGACAUUCAGGGUGCGAGUGAGCAGCGCGCCGAGGAAAACAAGGCCUUUGUCCAGGAGAAGCAAGAGCACGAUGCGACCCAGGCGAUUCUGAUGAAGGCAAUCAAGCGCAUGCACCAGGUAUACGGAACCACGAAGCAGUAUGAGCAGGAAGGCAUCGUAGCCGGCGAGGCUAUGGUGCAACAGCCAGGAGCAGACGUGGUUCAGUUCUCUUCUACCGCAGACACGCCAGGCUCCGCACCGGUAGCGUUCACGAAAGGUAGUGCAACCGAGCAAAAUGCCGGCGGCAAAAAGGUAGUGCUUACGUUUCUCGCUUAAGUGAUGGAACGUGUUGAACUGACAGAAGAAUCGAAAAAGAGGAGGCGUCUUUUUCUAAAUUUAUGAUAACGUAGCUUUCCCCGCUAUGACGAUGAAAUUCUUUUUCAUCCAAAGAAAUUCAAACACUGACUUCAUUCGUGACUCCGCUUCUUCUAGGUGAUCAAGCUGCUGGAAGAUGUUAUUGCGGAUAGCGAGAAAGAUGAAGCAGCCGCAGAGCAGGAGGAGGCUGAUAGCCAGAGCGCGUACGACGACUUCGUGCGUAAGACGACGAACAUGAUCACGGCAAACAAGAAGGACGCUGCGCAGAAGACGGAACGCAAGGCCGCUGAGGAGAUUGCGUUGGGUGAUGCGAAGAGCACCGUCAAGUCGCUGGGUGACGCUCUAUUCGAUCUGACAGAGCAAAACAAGGAUGUGCACGCCAAGUGCGACUUCGUGCUGGUGAACUUCACUAAGCGCCAGGCGUCCCGAACAGCGGAAGUCGAAGCGGCUCAGACCGCCAUCCAAUACCUGCAGGGAAUGGCAUAACCCGGAGAUGAGCACUGUCUGGCGCUCGAUAUCCUCUCCUGCCACUUCUCUCUAAAUUCAAAUUUAUGUCUUCUUCUCUUGUAGCUGCUGUUGCAAAUUUAGAUUGUAUGCGUUGCAUUUCCAGGCUCAAAUUCUAGAAGCGAUGCACACCAUCCGUACUGUACAGAAUGAUAGAAAAUUGCAAAUCGUAGUGGCAUAUUCCUAUUCGAUUAUGAGAUCUUUGGCACAUCAUGAACCGAUGCUUGUCAUUCCUGGCUAGUGUAUCACUCUGUGCUCACAGUGAGAGUAUUGUAAUGGCAUUCUCGUAUCAUAGUUUUUUAUUAUCAAUCUCGCCAUUUUGGCGUGAUGUUUUUAGAGAGGCACCCGCACGGUAUUCAGUUUGAAUUUCGAUAAAAGAUAAAAUGAGCUAAGGCUGAACGUCGAGCCCGCGAGCCAUGUAAAACGCUGUCAUAAUCCCUUCACAACAACUACGUAUAUCUAAAGAUUUUGUUAGGCGAGUACAUUUUGAAAAAUGUGAUGUAUUUUUUUUUGUUAGGUUUAGGUCACAUGGCAAUGAGGGUGUGGUUUUAUGGCACUUAUGAUUUCCGUGGUGUAUGGUUUAAUCAGGUUUAGGUCGAUGCAUUUACUUACUUUCGAGUUUUAGAUUGCUGCUGUUCGUGAUGCUGCGUACGAAAACUUUUUUCUGGUAUGGCAAUUUGGGUUUAGAAAGUGAUAGAUUCGUAGGGAUGAAUGGAGUAAUGGAGCCGAACUUGUGUCGCAUAUCAUAGAAAUGUGAGCGGAAGAAAGCAGAGGUGCAUUAUUGUCAUAAUGAUGACCAUGUUAUGCAAGGACUGGAGUACCGUUGUUGUGGCCUUUCUUGGCUAACCCUUGAACGCGAGGCUGGUGCUUCUGGUGUAGCAUUGCUCAAGUAAAUG
This is a messenger RNA of Amoebophrya sp. A25, 5168 nucleotides long. Lineage: Eukaryota; Dinophyceae; Syndiniales; Amoebophryaceae. The record is from the annotation of a GenBank genome assembly.